Messenger RNA from Cladophialophora psammophila CBS 110553, 1353 nucleotides. RefSeq lists its product as uncharacterized. Gene Ontology annotation, molecular function: oxidoreductase activity, acting on paired donors, with incorporation or reduction of molecular oxygen; heme binding; monooxygenase activity. Bases 1 to 1353 code for a protein of 450 amino acids. The record is from RefSeq and is a predicted model, not a curated record. The transcript has 8 exons. NCBI's taxonomy places the organism in Eukaryota, Fungi, Ascomycota, Eurotiomycetes, Chaetothyriales, Herpotrichiellaceae.
AUGGAAUAUUGCCAUCGCCCCAGGGAGCUGAUGUGGAAGGGCUACACUCAAUACCCUGAUCAGAUCUGGGGGCUUGAUACCAAUGAUGGUUUGAAAGUGGUCUUACCCCCUCGGUUUCUCGAUGAGUUAAAAAGCCAUCCCGACCUGAGUUUCAAAGUCUCUAUCGAUAGUGAUAUGCAAAUCGAAUACACCCGAUUCGGCGGUCCACCAGAGUAUGUGAUUAACACGAUAAAAGGCAGCUUGAACAUAUCCCUUCCUGCGUUUACACCCGUCAUACACAAGAUCGUGCGAGACAACUUGGAGAGGGUCAUUGGCGAUUAUCCAGAUUGGACUCCUGUCAAAGUGCACGAUAGAAUUCUGAAGUUGGUCGGUACAUCCAAUGCACGUGUUUUUCACAGCGCUGCCGUCAGCCAGAGUGAAGAAUGGGUUGACGCUGCUACGGGUUACGUUAUCACAACAUUCGAUUGUAUUAAAGCCUUGAAAGCCUGGCCACCAUAUUUGCGGCCUUUCGUGUACCGCUUUCUCCCGGAGAGAGCUGCAAUCCUCGACCAGUGGAGGCGAGCUCGGCCGUUUGUCGAGGCCUCGGUGAGACAAAAGCAGAAGAUGAACAACGCAUUCUUGGAGAGCCCAGGCUCAAUGCUCGACCAUCUUUGUGCGGUCCAAAAUGGCGCAUUCUCCAGAGACAUCGACAAGCAAUUGUUGUUUCAAAUGACACUGGUGGCUGUGGGCACGGUAACGACAUUUGCCUCAAUCACCCAAGCCUUGUACGAUUUGGCCUAUCGUCCUGAAUAUAUCGCUGCGCUACGCGAGGAAGUGGAGUCAGCACCCAGAGAAGCGAACCAGCUCUUUUCCAGAACCUCGUUGGCUCACAUGAAGAAGCUGGAUAGCUUCAUCAAGGAGAGUCAGCGCUUGAGCGCGCCUGACCUGACAACCUUCCAACGUGCCGCGACAGCUGAUGUGACUCUCUCGGAUGGCACGGUUAUCCCUACAGGCACCAGACUCGAAAUCGCGACAAGUGCUAUCCACCUCGACGAGAAGAACUAUGAGCACCCCAACCAAUUUGAUGGCCUACGUUUCUACCGCGCCCGCCUAGAGCCGGGCGCAGAGAAUAGGCACCUCUACGUGAGUGUGGGAAAGAAUGAUCUCUCGUUUGGAUACGGAAGACAUGCUUGUCCCGGCCGCUUUUUAGGCCACAUUAACAUCAAACUGAUAAUGGCCGAAAUCCUUUUGAAUUAUGACUUUAAGCUCCCUGAUGGAGCGGAACGACCCAAGAAUGGCGAAUUUGAGGCAAUUGUCUCGCCUGAUCCCGAGAUUGAGAUUUUCAUGAAAAAUCGCUGGCCAGACGAGGCAUAA